This is a messenger RNA of Endocarpon pusillum Z07020, 879 nucleotides long. RefSeq lists its product as uncharacterized. The coding region runs from base 1 to 879 and encodes 292 amino acids. The record is from RefSeq and is a predicted model, not a curated record. Gene Ontology annotation, biological process: peptidoglycan catabolic process; cell wall macromolecule catabolic process. The transcript has 5 exons. Gene Ontology annotation, molecular function: lysozyme activity. NCBI's taxonomy places the organism in Eukaryota, Fungi, Ascomycota, Eurotiomycetes, Verrucariales, Verrucariaceae.
AUGCACAGUUCCACGGUUAUCGCGUUUCUGGCAUGUACUGCUUUGCCCAUUGUUGCUGCUGAGCAGCCACAGCCUGCGCGAUCAACAGUGGUCAGAAGGGCGAAUGCGUGGCUACUGCUGCCUGCAGAAGCGCAGGUGGCAAGUCCGAGGCAGGACACUGUCCAGGCGCAUGCUGCACAUAUGGCACUUGUAACACUGGCGGGAACGCGGGGCUUUGCCAGCCAAGUACAACGUGCACUGGCACGAGGUACGUCCUAUAUUGACUAUCAGAAGCGUUGCUCAUAUGACGUGUCUGACAAAUUCUACCACAGCACACCAGGCCUGUGCCCCGGCGCCGCCAACAUACAAUGCUGCACCUCUUCCAGCCCAGGAGGGGCCAGCUGUGGUCCCCCUGACGUGAACGCCGCAACCGUAGCCCUGAUUAAGGAAUUCGAAGGUUUCGUCAAAUCGCCGGCACCCGACCCUAUCGGACUACCAACAGUCGGGUACGGGCACCUAUGCAAGACGAAUGGAUGCUCAGAAGUGCCCUACCCAUUCCCAUUGAGCGAAGCGCAAGCCGCGGCGCUUCUGCAGACAGACUUGAAAAGCUACGAGAAGUGUCUCGCGGACAAGGUCUCCGAUUCCGUCAAACUCAGCGAUAACCAGUACGGGGCGCUUGUCUCAUGGACGUUCAACGUCGGUUGUGGAAAUAUGGGUGGCUCAACACUCGUAACACGCCUCAACAACGGAGAGAGCCCAAAUACGGUUGCGGCACAGGAGUUGCCGAAGUGGAACAAGGCAGGUGGGAGUGCUUUGGCUGGUUUGACGAGACGCAGAGCUGCCGAGGUUCAGUUGUUCCAGACGGCGAGUGGAACGCAAGCGUUGCCAGCGAAGUGCUGA